Messenger RNA from Centruroides sculpturatus (bark scorpion), 4025 nucleotides. Its product is annotated as monocarboxylate transporter 12-like. The coding region runs from base 405 to 2630 and encodes 741 amino acids. The record is from RefSeq and is a predicted model, not a curated record. Gene Ontology annotation, molecular function: monocarboxylic acid transmembrane transporter activity. Gene Ontology annotation, biological process: monocarboxylic acid transport; transmembrane transport. The transcript has 5 exons. NCBI's taxonomy places the organism in Eukaryota, Metazoa, Arthropoda, Arachnida, Scorpiones, Buthidae.
CAUAACACGCGAUGUCUAUUGCAGUGUUUCCUAUUCGUCCGACUUUGGGUUCUUAAGUCGAUUCGUUCGUCUUACGUUUUAGAAACUUAUCUUUUUAAUGUCUUAUCUUGAAUUCACUUUCUCCUUAUUUACAAAGCUUCUUAUUUUUCGACAAUAAUUUUUUUUUCAUUUUUUACCUCGAAAAAGAAAGAAAAAAAAAAAAAAACUCCGGAGGAUCCGAAUUUAAUUAUUCGUAGGACACGGUCAAGAUUUAAUGUCGGGGCACAUCCUGAUGGCAAGUUAUCACAGAUGAAUGCGUUCAAGUUAACAGACAACAUUCCCGGGUCGCCGAUGGCAAAAUCUAUUAAUUACCAAGCAUUUGUCUCUUCGGGAGAGAUAAUUAGGAGUAAGACUUAUUAUUUACAAUGCCUGAUGUUAGUUCGACGGAUUUCGAGGGAACUAAUAACUGCAAAACUCUCCGUUCUACUUCGAUGGAUGAAAAGUUUAGAAAAGAAGAAGCUCUACUAUUAAAUCCUUCAAGCGGAAGCAAUGACGAACAGGGUUAUGACAAAGCACAUUCGGCUCAAGAGAUCCGUUCUUCGGCUUCUUUCACGUCGUCUCCUUCGGAGACGGAAGGAAGAUCUAUGCCCGUCCCCCCCGAUGGCGGUUGGGGAUGGGUAGUCGUAUUUGCUUCCUUUAUGAUUAAUCUCAUCUCGGACGGCGUGUCCCUAUCCUUUGGCAUUCUGUUCGUAGAUCUGGUCAAUUAUUUUGGCGAAAGCAAAGGCAAAACGGCAUGGGUCGGCUCUAUAUUUCUCAGCAUGCCUCUACUAACCGGCCCCAUCGCUAGUUAUCUUACUGACAGAUACGGAUGCAGGAAAAUAAGUAUAAUAGGAGCUCUGUUAUCCGCCUUGGGAUUUAUGGCUAGUUACUUUUCACAUUCCUUAGAAAUGCUCUUUCUUAUGUUCAGUUUGUCCGGAUUUGGUCUCGCUCUCUGCUACGUCACUUCAAUCGUCAUUGUCGCCUAUUACUUCGAAAAAAAGAGAUCUUUAGCUACCGGUCUAGCCGUAUGCGGAACCGGAAUUGGCACCUUUGUUUUUGCGCCUCUGACUAUUUAUCUUCUAGAAAAUUACGCCUGGAGGGGCACUCUACUUAUUCUAUCUGGAUUCUUCUUAAACAUCGUGGCGUUCGGAGCUCUCAUGCGCGAUUUGGAUAAUCCGAAAUCUUGUGAUAACGUUAGUAACGACGAAGGAAAAAAUGAAAUAACCGAAGAAUGUAAUUUAGAAUCGAAAAGUUUCGAAGAAUCCGGAGAACGUCUUUGCAGUUCGUUGGUACAUCUUCCUACUUACAUAAAUAGUUCUAACGUACCCGUCGAAGUCAUCACCGAACUGUCUAACAAAGAAGGUGGUUAUUUGAACUCUUUAUUAGAACAUUAUCCGAAUAUAUUAAAAUGCCUGGUGACUCCGGAAGGAGACGAUUACACGCUGACCGUAAAGAGUACGCUGCCGUUGUUUUCCGUUAUUCCACCCAACGUACAACACAAUAAUAACGAAGUUGUGGAUAACAAAAGUCCGGAACAGAGUCGGAAGAAUUCUACUUGGUCCACUAAAUCCGAAAGUCAGAAAGCCAGUUGUCUUCGAAACAUGAGGCUUCAACGAGGAAGCAUCACUUACAGGGGCGCAAUGCUUAAUAUCAGACGUUACCGUUUGCGGGCAUCCAGCUGUCCGGAUAUUUAUCGCAAUAGUAUGAUGACAAUCACCGAAUCCGAAAAAUCUUGCUCGUUCCUGACCGAUUUGAAAGAUGUAAUUAUAGAUAUGUUCGAUCUGUCUAUCUUCAAAAAUCUACGCUACACUAUAUUUUGCAUUUCGAACUUUCUUUUGUAUGCCUGCGUGGACGUUCCUUACGUUUAUCUUCCGGAUAAUGCCAUCAACCACGGAGUAGACAAGGAAGCUGCUUCCUUUUUAAUUUCCAUAUUGGGAAUUCUCAAUACGGGAGGUGUGGUUAUGGUAGGAUACAUCGGCGACAAAUCGUGGAUAGAUUCUUCCGUGCUGUAUAGCGCUUUCAUUGCUAUAAGUGGAAUAGUCAUGGGAGCAAUUCCAUUGCUAAUUGAUUACUACGGUACGGCAUCGUUGGUAGCUAUUUACGGAUUUACCAUCAGCGCAAAUUACACUUUAGUUUCCGUUAUUGUCGUCAAUCUCAUUUCUCUCGACUGCUUUACCAAUGCUUAUGGACUCUUGCUUCUAGUUCAAGGAGUGGCCAGUUUAGUCGGACCUCCACUAGCAGGUUGGCUGUUCGAUUUGACCGGAAACUACGACGUGACCUUCUAUUUGACCGGCAUCUGCAUUUUUGUGUCGGGAGUGAUGGUGGUUCCGGUAGCCAAAUCUCGGAAACCGGCACGUUCUUCGAGCUUGUUGAACAAUAACGAAGCGUCGGAAGUAAAGGAUAGGAAGGAGAAAGUACGAUUCGAAGAAGAGAAAAGCCCGGAAAGUAUUUGCAAUAAAACAAUCGCUUCCAGCAGCGAAUGCAAUGGCUACAUAAACAGCUUGUCGGUAGAUUUAAACAAAAAAUCUCUUGACGAGAAACGAGUACAUCUUAAAGAUGAAAAUUUUAUUACCAUUCACGAAAAUCCACUGAAUAGCACAAAUAUUGUAUAAAAUGCAAUGUAAAUAUCGACGAUUAUCGGGAAAAUUAUACAUAUAUAUAUUAAGAAUUAUAUAUUAUAUAAAUUAUAUAAUUAAACGGCGUGUAAGGGAUUUCAUCGCAUAUAUUUAAAAGGUGCAUUAUCAAAUUUCUAUUUUUUUCGGUAGUGUAAUGUUUGAAAAUCUGUGUGUAUUUUACAUUAUUCUUAACAUUAUUUACGAAACGUGUAUAGUAAAUAGUAGAUUAAGAUUUCCGUAACGAAAAUCGAGGAAAUUUUACUAAAAUUGAGAAUCGAUACGUUUGAAUUCGACGGGAAUUUCUAGAUUUCGUUUGUUAGCCAUCUUGUUUUGCCGUGAUCGACAUUUGCUUGCAAUUCGUCGACCGGCAAGAAAGAGCGUGGGUUUUUCUGCGUCUAACUAACUCGGAAUAGCGACGAAUUAAUCCCUAGUGAAAAAAAUGGAAGAACGUACCAAUGGAAAGUUAGGAAAAGUCAAACGUUAUUCGAUAUCAAGAUUCUUCAAUUUUGUCAAACUCCUCGAUUAUUUGCUACGUAUUUUAAAUUACUCGGCUACUUUGUUUCGCACUCAAAACCAUUGGUCUCUUAAUUAGUUAGAUUCCGCUCGAUUAUUUCAUUCGAGCAAUAAAUUCCGAAAAUAAUUUAAAUGUAACCUGCACAAAACUAAUCUCGUACUCUGCCUUAAUUGUUCUCGGCUUAGUAGUUCCUUGACGUGUAUAUAACUUAAGCCGUCUCGUACUUAAAAGAAUUGCACAAUAUAUCACUAUUUUCUGCAUAAUAGUCGACAAAUAGAUCGGCGUUUGGAGAAGAGGAAAAGUAAUUUAAUUUUUAUAUAGCGUAGAUCCUGUAAUAUAUCCGAAUUGUAAUUUAAUUUUCGUUUUCGUUCUCUGAUUUUUUUUUAGCAGAAAAAUAGAUUUUUAUUUCUAGUUGAUUGUAAAAACGUGUAAUAAUUGGAUUUGUAAUAUAUUUAUGUAAGAGUUUCACUGUGAUACGAGCGAGCGGGGAAAUGUGCCAAAACGAGCGAUUUCGAACAUUAUGGUCGAGAAUAAAGUAGAGAAGAAAAGCGUAGGUUCAAUGGACAUACCAUUGGUGCCUAUUAUCUUAACGUGUAACUUCGGUAACGUGUUUCUUUCGUUCGAUGUUUCUUUCGUCCAUUUUAGUCAAGGAUUUUGAUACCAUUAUUUCGUGGAAUGUUCAUUUGUAAUUCAAAUUUUUUCUCGAGCGACAUUAGAUGCUUCGCGAAUAGCUUCGAACAUAUUAUUUUUAUGUGAAGAUGGUGACUUCCGUUUUGAAAUAAAAAUAUCCCGAAUCUCUGGAUAUUUUCGAAAAUGGUUUUCUUGUAAAAGUAAAGAUUACAUUUAGAAAUAAAGUUAAUUUUUUUUUUAUUUCAGAA